AUGUCCAACAGCAGCUCCCUCAACAAGUUCCUCCUUCUGGGGUUUGCAGACGCACGGGAGCUGCAGCUCUUGCACUUCUCGCUCUUCCUGGGCAUCUACCUGGCUGCCCUCCUGGGCAACGGCCUCAUCAUCACAGCCAUAGCCUGUGACCACCGCCUCCACACCCCCAUGUACUUCUUCCUCCUCAACCUCUCCCUCCUUGACCUUGCCUCCAUCUCCACCACUGUCCCCAAAUCCAUGGCCAAUUCUCUGAGGGACACCAGGGCCAUUUCCUACUCGGGAUGUGCUGCCCAGGUCUUCCUCGUUAUCUUCUUGUUAGGAGGAGAGUUUUAUCUCCUCACAGUCAUGGCCUAUGACCGCUACAUUGCCAUCUGCAAACCCCUGCACUAUGGGACCCUCAUGGGCAGCAGAGCUUGUGUCAAAAUGGCAGCAGGUGCCUGGGCCAGUGGUUUUCUCAAUGCUGUCCUGCACACUGCUAACACAUUUUCAAUACCACUCUGCCAAGGCAACACAGUGGACCAGUUCUUCUGUGAAAUCCCCCAGAUCCUCAAGCUCUCCUGCUCGGACACCUACCUCAGGGAAGUGGGGCUUAUUGUGGUUAAUACCUCUUUAGGCUUUGUGUGUUUCAUUUUCAUUGUGGUGUCCUACAUGCAGAUCUUCACUGCUGUGCUGAGGAUUCCCUCUGAGCAGGGCCGGCACAAAGCCUUUUCCAUGUGCCUCCCGCAUCUGGCUGUCGUCUUCCUUUUCCUCAGCACUGUUGUCUUUGCCUACCUGAAGCCCCCCUCCCUCUCCUCCCCAUCUCUGGAUCUGGUGGUGGCUGUUCUGUACUCGGUGGUGCCUCCAGCAGUGAACCCCCUCAUCUACAGCAUGAGGAACAAGGAGCUCAAGCAUGCCCUGAGGAAAUUGAUUUCUAGAGAGGAGCUCGGUAGGAUGGAGCUCUGCCCCAGGAUCCCAGGAGAGCACAAGGGGGAUCCAUGA
Dromaius novaehollandiae (emu) is the source of this 978-nucleotide messenger RNA. RefSeq names its product olfactory receptor 14J1-like. NCBI's taxonomy places the organism in Eukaryota, Metazoa, Chordata, Aves, Casuariiformes, Dromaiidae. The record is from RefSeq and is a predicted model, not a curated record. The transcript has 2 exons. Gene Ontology annotation, molecular function: odorant binding; olfactory receptor activity; G protein-coupled receptor activity. Bases 1 to 978 code for a protein of 325 amino acids. Gene Ontology annotation, biological process: G protein-coupled receptor signaling pathway. Gene Ontology annotation, cellular component: membrane.